CAUUUUUUUCCCUUAGUACUGAGGGGAAGAGGGUCGAGGCGAAAGCAUUUCCUUCAAUUUUGCAUCCAUGUGAAGUUUGAUUUUAAAAAGAAAAAAAAGAAAAGAGAGAAGAAAACCAUUGCUCCGGACGAAUAAGAGACGGACGACGCAUCUGAGACGGAUAACUUUUAGUUCUGGAUUUUUAAAGUUUGACACGACUCCCCCUCCUCAGCGCUCCAUCCGUGACACCAGAGUGUCAUGACGGAACACUUUCCCACGGAAAAUAAAAAAGAUAUGCCCGCCUUGCUGUAACAAGGAAAGUAUACCCGACGGAAGUGUUUUCCAUCCUUUAAUGCGGGACAACCGGGAAAUGGAAUAUACUCCAAAGGUCAACCCCGUUGAGAAGCGGCAGUAGUGAUUUUUUUUUUUUUUCUUCACCAGGAAACACUCCCCAAAAAGAAUAUAACGGACUUGGAUGCUUCAACAAUCCCGAAGAGACAGAUGCCAUUUGAGUUGCGCUAAAAGUGCUUUAUAAACAUGUUAUUCGGCUGACAAAGACGGCCAAGAACAAGGGAAGCCCAAUGAGUGGGAUACAGACGACGCUCACUGAUAGGACCCCAAAUAUUCUCAACAAGGAGACUCCAGAGAGGAAAUCAAAGAACGACAAAUGCUCCGUCUCAGUCAAACAGGAGUUUGACCCCACCGGCCUCGUCCAACGGUGCGUGAUAAUCCAGAGAGAUGAAAAUGGUUUUGGGCUGACAGUGAGCGGAGACAACCCUGUGUUUGUGCAGCUGGUCAAGGAAGAUGGAGCUGCCAUGCGUGCCGGCGUCCAAACUGGCGACAGAAUCAUUAAGGUUAACGGGACCUUGGUGACGCAUUCAAACCACACGGAGGUUGUCAAGCUGAUCAAAUCCGGUUCCUACGUAGCCCUCACGGUGCUGGGCAGACCUCCGGGUCUUCCUCAGAUGCAGCUGGAAGACGACGACACGGUGGAUGAGGAGGAAGAGUGCGGCAGCGACCAAUCGCUGCAAAAUUCACCGGGAGGGGAGCGCCGCGGCAGCGCCACCUGUAGCCACGAAACACGCUCGCUGCCUGGCGGGGAUGGAUCCGUAGGCUCCAGGAACACCGAAACCGAAGAGUGUGACGGAGGCGCGUCGUCGCCGGGGGACGACAUUAGCGACGGGCUGGGUAGCAACAACAUUUCGGACACGGACGUCCGGCGCAUCGCGGCUAGCCCGCCGUACCUUCUCAACCCGCAGAUCAUCGGCGCAGAAGACGACUACUUUGAUUCGCAGCAAGAACAGAUGAACGGGCAGUGCGGUUGCUUUCAGAGCAUCGACUCGCUCAAGUGUCGGCCUGCCCAUCUCGCCGUUUUCCUCCAUCACGUCGUUUCGCAGUUUGACCCCGCCCCUUUGCUGUGUUUCUUGUACGCCGACAUCCACAAACAAACCAACUCGAAAGAAAGCCGACGAUUCUUUAUGGAAUUUCACUCCCUCUUUGUGGAUCGAACGGCGAAUCUGAAAGUCUCCGUGCCAGAUGCCAUCGCAGCUGAACUCGAGAAGCGCAGGCUGGAGUUAAUCCCAGAGGAGGUGUGCAAGCAGUACACGCAAACCUUACAGGACUCGCUGAUGCCGGACCUGCACAAGAACCUGGACGACUUCAGACAGAAGCGCAGCAUGGGGCUGACCCUGGCCGAGGACGAGUUGUCCAGGUUGGACGCCGACGCGGGCAAAGAGCCGCCGGCUUGGGAGAGGGAAUGCUCGUGUGCCGAACACAUUCUCGCCAAGAUCGAGGACAUCCUAUUAACAUCUCAACCCUCCGAGGAGGAGAAAUGCCAAGCGAUGCAGUACGUCAUCCUGACCUACAUGAAGCACCUGGGCGUUAAAGUCAAGGAGCCUCGUGGCCUGGAACACAAGCGAGCGCGAAUCAACUUCCUGCCCAAGAUGAAGAAGAGCAUCAAGCCCGACAAGGAAGGCGAGGAGAAAGUGAAAAAGCCUCGUUUUCCCAACAUCUUGGUCCCGCCGCGCCGUCUGAGCAGAGUCGACUCUACUUCAGUGGGCAAGGCGGCGACGGCGGCGGAGGUGAACAAGCAGCGUUCCCCCAAGCUGCUCUCCCAGGCGGCUUUCGGUGUCCCCGAGCCGCCCGACCUGUCCCCUUCAAAUUUCGGAAGGAUCCGCGGGAAUCACCUCAGCGAGGGUUCCGACAUUUUGAGCGCCUCGUCCACGCACAGCUCGCCCACGGCGACGCCCUCCGACGCCGGCGGGAACGACUCUGACAGCAACAUGUCCCCGUUCUGCAUCCAGCCCCGAGCGGGCGAGCUUUUGAUGUGCGGCGAGCGGCAAGAUGGCGCCUGCAGUCCCACCGCUAUGCAGUUUGACUUCAGUCCUUCCAACUUGGAGCACUUACAGGAGGAGGGAGACCAAGACAACUUCAGGAUGGAGGUGACAAGCGCGGCGGACGUGCCGAGCGAGGACGAGCAAGCGUGCGAGGCGGCGAGCGAGGACGAUCCGCUCAACUGGCAGAGCCUGGUGAGCCGCGAUGUUCUGGCCGCGUUGCCGCCGCAGGAGAUCAAGAGGCAGGAAGUCAUCAACGAGUUGUUCUACACGGAGCGGGCCCACUUACGCAUGCUGAAGGUGUUGCACGGCGUGUUCUACCAGCGGCUCAGCAGAGAUGCCAUCUUGGCGCCGGACGAGCUCCACAGCAUCUUCACCAACCUGGACGACAUCAUUCAGUUGCACGUUUCCUUCACGGAGCAAAUGGCCGCCGUCAGGAAGAGGAGCGAGACGUCCGUCAUCGGUCAGAUCGGCGAGGAUCUCUUGGCUUGGUUUAGCGGCGAGGAAGAGGAGAAGAUCAGACAGGCGGUGGCCACCUUCUGCAGUAACCAACCAUCUGCGCUGGAGCUCAUCAAGAGCAAGAAGAAGAAGGACCAGAGAUUCGCCUUGUUCAUGCAGGCGGCCGAGAGCAACCGGCUGUGUCGGCGCCUGCAGCUGAAGGACAUCAUUCCCGUGGAAAUGCAGCGAGCCACCAAGUACCCGCUUCUCUUGGACAAGAUUGCCAAGUACACCGAGGACGAGGAGGAGGCGGACAAGGUGAGAAAAGCCGGCGAAUACUGCAGGCAGAUUCUCAACCACGUGAACCAGGCGGUCAAAGAGGCUGAGAACAAGCAGAGGCUGCUGGACUACCAGAGACGCUUGGACAUCUCCUCGCUCAAACCCAACGAGAACCCGCUCAUCGCCGAGCUGCGGAAUCUGGACCUGACCAAGAGGAAGAUGGUCCACGAGGGACCGCUCUCCUGGAAGGUCAACAAAGACAAAAGAAUCGAUCUGUACACGCUCCUGCUGGAGGACGUCCUGGUCCUGCUGCAGAAGCAGGACGAGCGCCUGCUGCUCAAGUUCCACAGCAAGAGCGCGGCGAGCGCCGCCGACUCCAAGCUCAGCUUCAGCCCCGUCGUCAAACUCGGCACCGUGCUCGUCAGACCCGUCGCCACCAACAAAAAGUCCUUCUUUGUGCUGUCCAUGUCGGAAAACGGGCCACAGAUCUACGAGCUGACAGCUCAGAGCGCGUCCGACCAGAGGACGUGGCAGUGUCUCAUCACGCAGUGCGCCGACGCCAUCAAGGCAAAAUCACACGACAGCCGCAUGGCUGCCGCGCCCGCUCAAAGUGAGCAGGACGCUAUUGAAAUCAUCAAUUGUGAGAUGGACAAGCCCAGCAAAGACAGCACCAACUCGUCAGGUAUCUCCUCAGGGUCAUCGGACAUUCCCCCCACGACAAACCCCUUUGAGGGCAUGAAGUCGGAGGACGAAGACGAGGCCGAGGACGAGGAGAGGGUCGACGAGGACGAGGCGGGAGCGGCGUCCGCCGACGACAGAUGUGAAGACGAAGAGAAAGAAGAAGAGGAAGGCGAGGUAGAUGAGGAAGAGGCCUUCCCGAACCGAGACGAGGAGGCGCCAGCUUCGUCCUCCUCUCUGGGCUCUUCGUCGUCCGCCUCCAAAGCCGAAGAGGCUCUGCAGACGCUGGUGCUGCUGAAGCAGCUCGUCUUCGAGCACAUGACGGACGAGGAGAAGACGACGCCCCCGCACGAGCCCACCUCCUCGCUCGGUGAAGGUCCCGACGGCGGCGCGGGCCAAAACUGCCCCAUCGACGACGCCCGGACUGAACAGAAUGGCGCGGUCGAUCCGGGCGGCGGAUUGGAGGACGACGGGGACGUCACGUGCGGCGUGGACGCGGUGGACAUGAGCAAGCUCCUGUCGCCGGAGAACGGCGGGCGACCGAACCACAGCAGACGUCUAAUGACGCACAUGCGCCUCUUGCAAGCUGACCUGCAGUACCUCAAAGAAGUGGAGCUGAAGUACAACGAGCUGCUCGGGACGCUGCCGGUUGACACGCCGGGCGACUCGGACAACGACGGGCUUCGCUGAGGACGCCCUUGUCCCUUUUUGAGGUCUUGAAGGCGGAGCCACCUUUCUCUCCCACUGCUUUUUUCUACUAUUUGAACACUGGACGCUGAGCAAGUACAAAAUCUUGUGGACGCUUCUCUGGCUUUGAUGACAUUAUUAUGAUUAUUUUUGGUGACAAAAAAAAAGUAAACAUUCACAAGCUGCAAGACUGCACAUGACAAUUUGUUGCUUUUCCCCCCCUCACCUUUUAGAGAAAAUAUGAUGUAAAGAAAAUGAUGUAAACCUUUAAACACAGGACUGCUGUUAAAAGUCUUACUUGUAAAAUUAACUUAUGAGAAUGCUUUUCUAUCUUUAUGUCGUAACACGCAAAGAUGCUAAUUUACUCACGCAAUAUUAUUAAUCUUUUAGUUGAUUUUUUUUUAAAAUGAUGUAUUUAUUUGGCGUGACAAAUAUGCAAUGUACAUUGUCUCCUGUUAAAUAAAAGACACGCACAGGG
This is a messenger RNA of Syngnathus acus (greater pipefish), 4872 nucleotides long. It is a transcript of the gene arhgef12b, whose product is annotated as Rho guanine nucleotide exchange factor (GEF) 12b. The record is from RefSeq and is a predicted model, not a curated record. Lineage: Eukaryota; Metazoa; Chordata; Actinopteri; Syngnathiformes; Syngnathidae. Gene Ontology annotation, molecular function: guanyl-nucleotide exchange factor activity; G protein-coupled receptor binding. The transcript has 35 exons. Gene Ontology annotation, cellular component: cytoplasm. Gene Ontology annotation, biological process: G protein-coupled receptor signaling pathway. Bases 561 to 4397 code for a protein of 1278 amino acids.